UUCCGGCAGUGCAGAAGUGGCGUCAUCAGCGAGCGUCCUGUCGGCAGCCGUCGUGAAGAGACGCAAUGCUGAGCCGGCUUCAGGAGCUGCGCAAGGAGGAGGAGACGCUUCUCCGCUUGAAGGCGGCUCUGCAUGACCAGCUGAACCGGCUUAAGGUUGAAGAACUGGCCCUCCAAUCAAUGAUUAAUUCUAGAAGAGGUGAUGAGAUGGUGUCUUCUCAACCUGCACCUCAGGAGUCACAUGAUAUGUUGGUGCAUGUAGACAAUGAAGCAUCAAUCAACCAAACUGCACUGGAGUUGAGCACAAGGAGCCAUGUGCCAGAAGAGGAGGAGGAGGAGGAGGAAGAGUCGGAUUCCUGAAGGGGAGAAGAGCCAGGGUGAAAUGCACGUCUGAACAGAGACAGGCAUGGGAAAGAGGCCCAGAAGCAACAUGACAUGCCACUGGGCAGGGGACUCUGCCACUUCCCAAAUGCUUAGACACCAGCCGCAUGGGUGGGUGUGCUGGGCUGGUUAAGGCCGAUGGUGGAGCAGAGCCAACCUGCAAAAUCUACUUCCUCAGCAUCAGAUCUUUUGAUGAAAGCAUGAACCUGUAUGUGAGAAAAUGCAGAGAAACUGUGUUAAAAAGAACCAAGAAGGAAAAUCCAAGAGUCUGGAGGUUGUGCUGCACUUGGAAGGAGCUCCAGGAGCCUGCCCUUGGGCAGCUGCAGGCCUAAAGCCCCUGCUCUGCUAGGCUCUGCUAGUUCCACCCCCUCCCUGAGCCCACUCCCGCUGUGAAAUGGGGACAGUAGCUCCGCCUACAUGCCUCACAGGGCUGCUGAAGGUACAAAGGAACUGAUAGACUUGAAAGCACAUGUUACACUGACCAGGCUCUACAUGGCAUGUGAGUCCAGUUACAGCUUUACUUCCCUCUCCUCCCCCUGCCACUGCCACCAAGUAGAAGACAAGCAGAGAAUUACUUGGGGAGGAUGCUGAAUAUAAGGUAAGCCAAUCAGUACUAGAAAAAGGCCCUGUCCCCUUGCAGGGAUGGGCUGGCCCUUCUUUGCCUGGACUCCACCAGCUGCCGGGUCACCCCCAGCUUUUCCAGUAAACUGCUGUGAGGACAGAGGAGACAUGUUUGGUGUCCUGCAGCCCCCAGGUCAGCUGGACCACAGUGGUCAAGGCAGAGCAAGGUAUGGAUGGGCUCGGGAAAUGAUGGAUCAUAGGAAAACAGAUGACUGUGCAGCCGAUAGUGUAAGAAUCUGAAAUAAAUGGACUUACCAUGAGUUGCUUCAAA
Phacochoerus africanus (Common warthog) is the source of this 1272-nucleotide messenger RNA. It is a transcript of the gene SNAPC5, whose product is annotated as small nuclear RNA activating complex polypeptide 5. The record is from RefSeq and is a predicted model, not a curated record. Gene Ontology annotation, biological process: transcription by RNA polymerase II; transcription initiation at RNA polymerase III promoter. Gene Ontology annotation, cellular component: nucleus. The coding region runs from base 66 to 359 and encodes 97 amino acids. Lineage: Eukaryota; Metazoa; Chordata; Mammalia; Artiodactyla; Suidae. The transcript is spliced from 4 exons.